UCAGGUUUCUGUGAAAGCUCUCCACACUCUCCUCGGGGCAGGAGGGACCUCAUUUGCAUGCGACCCGCCCCCCCCGCGUGCGGAUUGGCCGGAGCUCUGCCGGCAUGCGGACACCCACAUCCAAACUUUCCCAGUCGGAGCCAAACUCUUUAAGUGGAAGGGGAUGAAGUGAGAGGCAGGAGGCCAGCGGCUGAGCAGGGCGAGACAGGCUGAGGCUGGAGGUUCCAGGGCAAAGAAAGGAUGACGUUUUAAUUCAAGGCCUCUGGGAUUCCACCUUUGUUCGGUUUAUUUUGGGGUAUUCAUUUUGCAAUUGGCUUGAACUGACCGGAAAUACAAAGUCGUGUCCUCCUUUUUUUUUCCUGAUCGCUGGCAAAAACAAAGCAAAUAAUGGCGGUUUAGCCGGAAAAAUGGGAUUGUUGUUUGACGCCGUGAUGCUGCUGGUUCUGCUUCUGGCUGUGGGUCUUGGCUCGGGGGCUCUGGCCUCUGAGUCCCCACCGGUAACCGUCCAGUACCAGGUCUGGGAGGAGCAGCCGGCGGGAACCCGGGUGGGCCGACUGCUGGACGACCUGCGACAGAGGGACGAGGGCGGCCCUCUGGAGGACUUCGAGGCUGUGGAGCAGGGGAUGGCCCUUCCUUUCUCUGUCAGCGCCCGGGACGGGGUGGUGUCCACCCAGGGCCGGCUGGACAGGGAGGAGCUGUGCCCCGGCUCGGACCUCUGCCAGGUGGCCUUCAGCGUGCUCUACAGGAAGAGCGGCGCCGUGAACUGCAUGCGGGUCCGGGUGGAGGUGAAGGACCUGAACGACCACAGUCCCAGCUUCCCCAGCGCGCGGCAGGAAGUGGAGAUCUCAGAGACCGCCGGCCUCCAGAUGCGGAUCCCUUUGGACCGAGCAGUGGAUCCGGACGCGGGGCCCAACGGCCUCCAGACCUACUCGCUGUCCAUCAACCCGCACUUUGCUCUGGAUGUGGUGGCCGCCCCGGGGGGGGCGAAGCAGGCCGAGCUGGUAGUCAUCAAAGGCCUGGACAGGGAGAUCCAGGACUCCUUUGAGCUCACACUGGUGGCGUGGGAUAAAGGAGACCCGCCACAGUCUGGGACCACAUUAGUCCACAUUAAAGUCCAGGACUCAAACGACAACAGCCCCCGGUUCGAGGACAGCAGUCCUACAGUGACUCUGCCCGAGGACACAGCUCGGGGGACAACAGUCAUCAGGCUCAAGGCCACCGACCCCGACCAGGGCGCCAACGGGGAGGUGGAGUACUCAUUCAGCAAGCACACGCGCCCAGAGGUCCGGAAGCUCUUCCGAGUGGAUCCGCAAAGCGGGGACGUGACCGUGAGGGCCCCUCUGGACUAUGAAGUCCAUUCCUCUUAUGAGGUUAUCGUCCAGGCCGUCGAUCGGGGUCCCAACGCAAUCGCCUCGCACUGCAAACUGCACGUCCGGCUCACAGACGUGAACGACAACGCGCCCAGGAUCCGCACCACCUGGACGUCCCCGGCCGCCGCCGGCGUGCUGGAGAUGGCGCCGAUUGACACUUUCCUGGCUCUGGUGACGGUUUACGACGCAGAUUCGGGGAAAAAUGGGGAAGUGAGAGCUCUCAUUCGUGAAGAGUCUCUGCCUUUCAGCCUCAAACACAUGUAUGGAGACAAUUAUAAGAUUGUAACCAGCGGCAGCUUGGAUAGAGAGAAGGUUUCGCAUUAUAACAUCACGCUCGUCGCUAGGGAUAUGGGAACCCCCUCGCUGUCUUCCACCGAACGCCUGACUGUUUCUGUUCUGGAUGUGAACGACAACAGCCCCGUUUUCUCCGCAUCCGUCUUCACGGCUUCCAUCAAGGAGAACAACUUUGUGGGCCAAGAGGUUCUCCAAGUCGAGGCCCACGACGACGACCUGGAGCUGAACGGGAGAGUCUCCUACGUCAUUGUUGGCCCCAACGACCCCAAAACCCAAACACAGCUCUUUACUGUCCACCCGAGAACCGGCGUCGUAAGCGUCCAGCGACAACUCGACUUUGAGGAGACACAGAUGUACACUUUCACUGUCGAGGCCGUGGACCAUGGCCAUCCCAGACUGACCGGCACAGCCACCGUAAAGGUCAAGAUUGAGGAUACAAACGACAAUCCUCCAGUGAUUACAGAGCCAAAGCCAAGAAAGGGCGUGGCUCAUGUUAGCGUACCGGUCAACGCAUACAAGGGGGAGAUCGUGACAGAGCUGGGCAAGGAGGAAGAGGAUGAGUCCUCAGUUUUGCCCUUAGAUCGGUCGGGCACAGUCGUCGGUUUCCUGGCGUCCACAAUAAAAGCGGAGGACAAGGACUCAGGACUCAACGGUGAGCUCCAGUACCGGAUUUCGGGUGAAACCCCUGUCGACCUCUUCUGGUUGGAUGAGGCUACCGGGCAGCUGUUUGUUAACACCAGUAACGCCACUGAGCUCAUAGGGAGAAGCUUUCAGAUGGAACUCGUUGUGUCCGACAAGGGAACUCCCAGUUUGGCCUCCAAGGUGACUCUGGAGGUGGCUUUCAUCAACCUGCAGGACCAUCUGAAGAACUCCUCUCCCGGAGCCCGAGGGCAGCUCAGUUUCACCAUGAUGAUCGUGAUCUGCUUGGGCGCCACCUGCCUGCUGCUCCUGUUGGCCAUCGCCUUGGUGACGACCUUCUGCCGGCCCGACAAACGGGACAGCAGGGCCUACAACUGCAGGCAGGCCGAGUCCAGCUACACCCGCCACCCCCGGCGGCCACAGAGGAACAUCAGGAAGUCCGACAUCCAGCUCGUCCCCGUCAUCCGAGGGAGGAAGGAAGAGCCGGCCCAGGACGACAGCGAGGUCCAGCCACUGACUCCACCUCAGGUUUUGGAGGACCAGCAAACCGAGAGAGAGUACAACUUCAUACCAUCCGUUAUGAGCACAGGCCUCUGCUCCGGCGGCUACCUGGAGGGAGACGCCUCCCAGGCUGUCGGCCAUCACUGCAAAACCCUCCGGAAGCCGGGAAACAUCGAAAUCGACGGGACUUUACCUCUGACGCCAGCCGCGUCGUACCAGACCCUUCGCAAAUCCAGAAACCCUUCAUCCUCCUCGUCGGUGUCCCAUUCGAGCACCUUGAGGCGUCACAAGCUCCAGGGUCAGGGAGAGGACAGGGGGCCACCUCGUUCGGCGUCUCAGGCGACUCUCAGGAGGCCGAAGACGUCGGAGGGCCGGGCGGCGCACGACGCCGAACACCAGCAGCUGCUUCGGAGCCUGGUGCGUCUCUCCAUGGCGGCUUUUGGAGACUCCAUCGAGCUUUCCUCGGCCUCACCAGAGGUGCAGCAGAUCUCCCAGCUCCUCUCCCUCCUCCAUCAGGGACAGCUGCAGCCCAGGCCCAACUUCCGGGGAAACAAGUACUCCCAUCGCAGCGGCAGAUACGGAGGCCAGGACUGCUCCGACUGGCAAAGCACCAAAGACAGUGGGCACGGAGAGAGCGAGGCCGGGGACAUGGACUGGGAACCGGAACCGGGACGGGACUCGCCCAUCGACCCACAGCUGGAGGAAGGGCUCAGCAACAUGCUCAACAGCCCAGACGAUGUCUUCUCUCAGGUCAGCGACCCCGCCUGGAUGGCCAGACUGUCCCUCCCUCUGGCCGGCGACUACCACGAAAACGUGUUCGUCCCCAACAGCCCCCCCUCCCCUGAAAGUGAGCUCCCUCCACGGGACGGCCUGGACUCCACCUCCUCCUUCUCCACCUUCGGGAAAACUCCGGAGAAGGAGGGCGCUCUGGGCGGGGCGCUGCUGUCCGAGGUCAGCACGCUGUUUGAGAUGCUGAUGACGCAGAAGGCCGACGCCCACCCGGGCCCAAGGCCCGACGUCCUGUACCGGCUGUCGGCCGCCUGCCGGCGCUCCCUGGGGCUGGACGCCGGCGCCGAGGCCCGGCCCGGCCCAAACGCCUGA
Menidia menidia (Atlantic silverside) is the source of this 3905-nucleotide messenger RNA. Lineage: Eukaryota; Metazoa; Chordata; Actinopteri; Atheriniformes; Atherinopsidae. The record is from the annotation of a GenBank genome assembly.